CGUCUGUGAAGUGACACUCUGCAGUCACAUGUAGGUUUCGAGCUGUAUUUCUGUGUCUGAACCCACCUGUGACGGCGCUUACACAGCUGUCUUCACUGGUCAGAGUCUACUAUAUGAGUGGUGUAUUCCUUGAACCGUGGAGAAAACAGGUAAAGGGUACUAGGAUUUUGUCGGCGCUUUGUGGGUGACUCAUUGGGAAACCGGUGUAUGUAUAUAUAAAUAUCUUCAUGCACCUAGCAACUACAUACAACACGCGAAAAACUGGGUGGGUAAUACAACUCACUGGUACGAUGCUAUAGCAUCGUAGAGUAUAGUGGAAUGUGUUGACAGAUUAAAUAAUUUAGGGUGUCGAGAAUGGGCUGCAUACAACCUUUUAUGGGGAGUGUCUUUUAGUUUGGUGCGCUGGAACAUUAGGGAAAAUUCCCAUCAGAUUUUAUUGUUUUGUUGCUGUUUUUGCAUAUAUGUAUGCUAUAUGGUAUGUUCUUUGUUUUGAAGCAAAAAUAGCAACAAACAUUUAGGUUUUAACGCCCGAUGCUAUUCUUGUGAAAUUGAGAAAUACCUUCUUAUACUCCAUCAUAUUUGUCUGAUCUGAAGAUACGUUGUUUUCACGCGUCUGUGAAACCGGAACUAAUCGAAUUAUUGUGUUAUUUGUUGCUGGUUCAGGAUUAGGGUUGAGUACUCCCGCGUUAAAUGAAUCGAAUAAGCCGAAUUUGAUCUUGAUGAAUCUGGCUGGCGAAUUGCGUUGGUUUUCUGUCGUUAUGACGUGUGCUUCCUUGUGUUCCACUUGCAUUAUAAAUUGGCUUCAGGCUUAACCUCCUUCUCAUAUCACAGUCAGGCAAAUACACAUCAUAUGAUCCUGUUGUUCAGUUGUGUCUUCACUGAAGCUUGCUGAAGAAUCAGACAAGCAUUAGAUUGUACACUGCUGCUGCUAUGAAUUAUAAAGAAGGCAGUGUUUUCUUGGUGUAGUGACUGAAGAAAGAAGGCUUCACUGUAGGUUCAUAGAAUUGGCCUUCUCUCCCAUGGAAGGCUAUAUGAUUUCAAUGCGCCCAAAUCGUGGGUCGUUGUCUCCUCAGCCACCGGAGCACCACUACCGACGGUCAACUGGAACAGUCAACACAAGAGACACCUAUGCAAACUCCACACUGAGCAGUAGCAGCAAUUCCUGCAAGGGCAGUGAUGCCAGUCCUACAUCUGGCCCAUACCCAAGCACACCCAGGCGUCACGUGAAGUACAGCUCAUCCUGUAAUGACAACCACGGCAUCCACCCACCCGCCCCAGAGCAGUACCUCACUCCCCUGCAGCAAAAGGAGGUCUGCAUCCGACACCUGCGGGCGCGGCUCCGGGAGAACGUGGAAAAGCUGCAGGACAGAGAUGCCGAGGUGGAUGAGCUCCGGAUGCAGUUGUGGCGGAUGCAGGAGGACUGGGUGGAGGAGGAGUGCCACCGCGUGGAGGUGCAGCUGGCGCUGAAGGAGGCACGCAGGGAGAUCCAGCAGCUGCAGCGGGUUGUGGAGGCAGUGCGCUCCCAGCUGGGCGUGCCGGCAGGCACAGACGAGGGUGUGGCCAUGGGGGAGGGCACGGGAACAGCUGUGCACCGCGGCUUCCGAGACAUCAGUACCCAGAACCGCAAGCUGGAGUCACUGCUGCUGGGCAUGGAGAUGUGCCAGGAGGUGCGUUCCCACGGCAGCUCACCGGCCCGCUCACUCACCCGCAGCUCCACCUACACCAAGCUGAGCUGUGAGGCACUACCAGACCGAGACGGCCUGUCGGGCGAGGAGACCCUGGAUAGCGGCUUCGUGGGCGGGGGCAGCCGGGCGGACUUGGAAACCCUCCUGGCUGAGGCAGACCCCGAGUCGCCUCUGCAGCCGCUGCCUCCGAUCCCGCUGUGUGAGCAGGCCGUGCAGACUGAUACCAUGCUGCAGAGCCCCAGCCCCGUUAGUGAGAGCGACCACAUGGCUGACAUCACCAGCUCGCCAGCACCUGCCGCCAUCUCCUGCACCAUGCAACUUCCGUCCCCUGAGAACGUCAUCAAGCUGCAGCUCGAAACGCAGCAGCCCGAAAGUGAGCCACAUCCACAGGAGGUCACAACUGUGAAGGUAGUGGAGGACGAAGAAUCAGAGGAGGAGGAAGCCAUGGGGGCGGCAAGACAUACCCCGAAUAGCUACUGGGGACGGCACUUCUUGGUGGACCUGUUGGCGGUGGGCAUUCCCAUAGUGCCAGCUGUGGCUUGGCUGUGCCGCGGCCCCCGCAGGGUGGGACAUCCCGUCUGCAACAUUGGCUCGCUGCUGCGUGGCUGCUGCGCCCUGGCCAUGCACUCGCUGCGCCGGGUAGGGGGGGCUGGGGGCGGAGCUCGGGGCAGAGUAACACAGAUUUAAAGGGAAAGCAGCCCCCUUACAGUUUUCUGUGCAAAUUUGUGCCUCAUAAGAGUAAAAAGAUUUAAAACAAGACAUUAAACAAAAAAUUGUUUUUGGUAUAACCUAUAUGUGAGGUAUAUUUUUAGGCUUUAUUUGAAUUUAUCUGAAGCUGCCCCAUGAACUCUUGACCCAUUAAACAUUUUCUCAUCUCACCAUGACUGGUAGUUUUUAGCCAUCCCUCAUUUCCAGUUCAAUGAUAAUUAUGUAAUCAGCGCACUGGAAACCCAUGUCCCUAGACUCGGAAUAGCUGUCCUGCAAACAAAAGGCACAGUGCAGUCUGUAGCUGCAAUUGCAUAAUUGAUGAUGAUAACGGAUUCAUCUCUGUCACCCAGCAGCGCUUCACUGCACGGUUCAACACAACCUUUUAGCACAAGCGCCACGGCGUGUCACAAAUUGCCAUUUGUGGUGUUUAAGGGCAUUGUCUAAAAUAACAAAGUGUUGCUUUUCAGUGCCUAUUAAUGACAUAUUUUGUGUAUUUUUUCAUCAUAUUGAUUAGAAUAAAGGAAACACACCUAAUAAUGUGGAUGACAAUAGUAGUAAAAUUUCUGGCUGUUUAUUUUUGCUUUUGUCUAGCAGUUUGGUUCGAUAAUGUGUUUCUGUGGCUGGUCGCAGACGUUUGUUAUUGGCCCUGAUGUAUAAAUAUCCUGAAUGUUAUUGACCAAAAUAUUUUUUUCAUCUGUAUAAAAAACCAAACUGCAACAGAGUUGAAAAGACCAAAUAUUGUAUAAUACACUGCAAUGUAAAAAUGUUAAUGCUAUUCUUUGAUUGCACUAUAUCGUAGUUCUGCUUAAGGUGAAGUUGUAACAUUGCAAAACCUCCAAAGAGGAACCAUUUUUAUCCUCUGUGCGUGAAAACUGGCUAUGUAAAAUAUUGAAUGUAAUGCAAAUACGGAAAUACAAUGAGAUGUAAUAAAUGGGUGUAAAUACC
Brienomyrus brachyistius is the source of this 3338-nucleotide messenger RNA. RefSeq names its product syntaphilin-like. Gene Ontology annotation, biological process: neuron differentiation. Gene Ontology annotation, cellular component: cytoplasmic microtubule; mitochondrion. Bases 1020 to 2372 code for a protein of 450 amino acids. NCBI's taxonomy places the organism in Eukaryota, Metazoa, Chordata, Actinopteri, Osteoglossiformes, Mormyridae. The record is from RefSeq and is a predicted model, not a curated record. The transcript is spliced from 6 exons.